Messenger RNA from Cimex lectularius (bed bug), 1841 nucleotides. RefSeq names its product ubiA prenyltransferase domain-containing protein 1 homolog (gene heix). Gene Ontology annotation, cellular component: Golgi membrane; endoplasmic reticulum. The coding region runs from base 184 to 1146 and encodes 320 amino acids. Gene Ontology annotation, biological process: menaquinone biosynthetic process; vitamin K biosynthetic process. Lineage: Eukaryota; Metazoa; Arthropoda; Insecta; Hemiptera; Cimicidae. Gene Ontology annotation, molecular function: prenyltransferase activity. The record is from RefSeq and is a predicted model, not a curated record. The transcript is spliced from 2 exons.
GAUCACCUCUCCUCUUAAGAGGUUAUAAAAGUGAAAUUCUAUCGAAUAGAUCACGGCCAGUUUCGCGACCUGGAGCUGUCUAAAUUUAAUGAUCCCUGGUCGAUAUUAUUUCGAAACAGUUCAUUUAUGAACAAGAAGAAAAUUAUGAAAUUGAAAAAAAAGUAAUCUAAGAAAGAAGAGAAGAUGAAUGGGGAAUACAAGAAAGAAUCGCCUGAAAGGGUUAACAGGCCUACACAACAAUUUAUGAAGUUGUCGUCUUACUUGCUCGCUGUGAGACCGUGGUCUCUUUCAGCUUCUGUGAUGCCAACUCUACUCGGCUGUGCAAUCGCGUAUAAAUUCAUGCCCCAGACGAUAGAGUUUAGUUGGGCGAUUCUAGUGCUGACUUUGCUGACUGUGAUUUCCGUUCAUUGUGCUGGAAAUGUCGUUAACACUUAUUACGAUUAUGUGAAAGGGAUCGACAACAGGAAGAGCGAUGACAGGAUAUUGGUGGAUCACAUUCUCUCCAAGGAUGAGGUCGUUUCGCUAGGUGUCAUGCUGUACACGCUGGGCUGCUUGGGAUUCGUCGUACUGGCGAUGAUGUCCCCUGCGAAGAUGGAGCACCUUGCGCUCGUUUAUUUUGGAGGACUCUCAAGCUCAUUUUUGUACACAGGUGGCAUUGGUUUGAAGUAUAUAGCCUUAGGCGAUGUCCUCAUUUUAAUCAUAUUUGGCCCGAUUUCCGUUCUUUUUGCAUACAUGUCACAGACAGGUGCUUUGCAAUGGUCAACAAUAUUUUUUGCUGUGCCUUUGGCGCUCAACACCGAGGCGAUUCUUCACAGCAAUAAUACGAGGGAUUUGGAGAGCGACAGCAAAGCUGGCAUUGUCACUUUGGCGAUUCUUAUUGGUCAUACGGCCUCACACAUUCUUUAUGCUUUUCUUUUGUUCACUCCUUACAUCAUAUUUGUAGUCUAUUCGAUGCGUUAUUCGCUUUGGUUCCUUCUCCCACUCAUCACACUACCUUCGGCUUUCAGGCUGGAAAAACAGUCAAGGGCGGCAGAAUCUAUCAAGAGAGUACCGAAGCAAACGGCCAAGCUGAAUCUUUAUUUCGGAUUCCUUUAUGUGCUAGCCGUCACUCUUACAGAUGUACACUACCUUCCGUUUAUUCACUAAGUUUUAUAUUUUAUAAAAGUGGUGUUGCAUUAUAAAUUUUGAUAUCAGAAAAAUGGGACUUUUCUUAGAAUUAAUUUAUGUGAUGGUGUGUAUAAUGUGUAAAUAAAUAAUUGAAAAAACAAAACAAAAAACAAGUAAAGUGGUAAACAAUUUCAACGAAUUAUUUAUAAUUUGUACGUUACUUAUAUAUUUAUAUAAGUUGUAAAAUAGAUGGAUAGUUUAAGAUGCUCCAAGUACUUAUAUAUUUAUUUUAUUUUUUAUUAAGAAUAUGCUUUAGAAUAAUGUUCAACAAUUUCCAUAUAAAAGGGAAUGCGUUAUUGUUUUAAAUUACAUGUUGUAUUAGGAAAGGGAAGGCCUGAAGAUCUUCUCAUGCUUAUUCAUAUUCUUCACCAAUUUGUGAUGCGGCCAAGCCUUGUAUUGUAGGCUUUUUUAUGUUGGCCAUAAAGCGUAACUAAAGCGCAGUCUUCCAUUUGUACUACUGUAAAUUUCUAGAAAACUCAAUAAUGCUAAAUCAUUAAUUCAAUGAAAUGGAUUUCAUUUGAUUACUAAAUGAGGUGAUGUGAAUAAUCUGUAUAUAAGAAAAGGUUUUUAAAAAAAAUUUUGUUUCACGUAUUUCAUUCUUUACAAUAUUCAGAUAUUUGUGAUUUUUUCCUUAGGAUUUCAAUAAAAGGGAUACAAUUGCUUUUUGAUUCUAA